AUGCUGGGACGAAAUGUCUUGCGCAGCGUGCCCUCCCGGGGCCUCGCACGUCAGUUCUUGAACAGAGCAUCGACGCGUGCCUCUUCCUCGACCGCCGGUGCCGAAUCCUCUCCCUUCUACCUCACUCUCACUGCCUCCGUCGCAACCGCUGCCACGAUCGGAUCUGCCGCCUAUCUCUAUGGUCAAGAAGCUUUCGCUAUGACCCCUGCUGAGGAGGGUUUGCACGCCACUCAGUAUCCUUGGGAACAUGAGCGUUGGGUCAAGACUUUUGACCACCAGGCUCUCCGCCGUGGUUUCCAGGUCUACCGUGAAGUUUGCUCCAGCUGUCACUCUCUGACCCGUGUGCCUUGGCGUUCGUUCGUCGGUGUCAUGCACACCGUCGACGAGAUGAAGGCUUUCGCCGAAGAGCACGAGUACGACACCGAGCCCAACGACCAGGGUGAGAUCGAGAAGCGCCCCGGAAAGCUGUCCGACUACAUCCCUGCUCCCUACAAGAACGAGGAGGCCGCCCGUGCCGCCAACGCUGGUGCCCUGCCCCCGGAUCUCAGUUUGAUCGUCAAGGGCCGUCACGGUGGCUGCAACUACAUCUUCUCUCUUCUGACUGGUUACCCCGAUGAGCCCCCGGCUGGUGCUUCCGUCCAGGAGGGCAUGAACUUCAACCCCUACUUCCCCGGAACUGCUAUUGGUAUGGGUCGUGUCCUCUUUGACGGCCUUGUUGAGUACGAGGAUGGCACCCCUGCCACCACCUCCCAGAUGGCCAAGGACGUUGUCGAGUUCCUGAACUGGGCUGCUGAGCCCGAGAUGGAUGACCGUAAGAAGAUGGGUGUCAAGUCCAUCACCCUUCUGACCGGUCUCUUCGCUCUGAGCGUGUGGGUCAAGCGCUACAAGUGGUCCCCGAUCAAGACAAGAAAGAUUAUGUACAGCCCCCCUGUUCCUCGUCGCUAA
Molecule: messenger RNA, 945 nt
Organism: Aspergillus chevalieri
Lineage: Eukaryota; Fungi; Ascomycota; Eurotiomycetes; Eurotiales; Aspergillaceae
Gene: CYT1
Product: ubiquinol--cytochrome-c reductase catalytic subunit CYT1
Exons: 5
Coding region: 1-945 (314 amino acids)
Biological process (GO): mitochondrial electron transport, ubiquinol to cytochrome c
Molecular function (GO): heme binding; electron transfer activity
Source: RefSeq, a predicted model, not a curated record